AUGGACAUUCGUUCAAGAAUUGUGAAUUCUAUAAUAUUUUCAUUAAAACACUGCAAAAAUAAAAAUAAAUAUAUAUUAUUGUUAAAUGAAUUACUUUCACUUUUUCCAAUUCAUGCCGAAAAGAGUCUAAUAUUAUGCUUAAAAUCAAGAAUUAAAAAAUACACUUUAAUAAAAGAGAAAUCAUUAGAUAAGGAUUUUAAAUUGCAUGAAAACUCUUUGAGGAUAAAUAAGAAUACAUUAGAAGAUAGAGAAUAUUUUAGUGACACUACUGUAGUCCACAAAAGGGAAGGAUUAGACAGAAAGAUAUUUACAAAAUUUAAAAAGAAAAAAAGAAAAAAAACAAAUAUACAUUUUUUUGUUGUUAAUGGAAAUAGUAAGAAAUAUAUUGUCUUAAAAAAUUUUUGUUCGUGUUUUUACUUUAAAGAAAAAGUAUUAUGUGAUCAUAGUGACAUAUUAUGUAAGCAUCUUCUGUCCGUUAUUUUGGCAAAAUGCUUCAGUAGUUAUAUAAAUAUUUUUUUAGGUGAAAACUUAUUUUAUGAAUGGUAUAUUAAAAAAUUGCAUAUUUGA
Molecule: messenger RNA, 567 nt
Organism: Plasmodium relictum
Lineage: Eukaryota; Apicomplexa; Aconoidasida; Haemosporida; Plasmodiidae
Product: zinc finger protein, putative
Exons: 2
Coding region: 1-567 (188 amino acids)
Molecular function (GO): zinc ion binding
Source: RefSeq, a predicted model, not a curated record